CAUAAUGAAGGAAUUCUUCUGGCGCAUUCUCCUGUACGGCGCAUCAGGAUUUCAAGGGCCUAGUGUUGUCCGGCAGAGCGUUAGCAUGGCGUUUGGAGUUGCGGCCAGGAAUUUUUGCAGGCGGUGGGAGAAGAAGCGACCACUAUAAGGUCGCUCGUUUCUGUGUAGUCGUGUAAAUCAUAUGAUGUCUACAGCUAGCUUGAUGUAAUUUCGCUCAUUUUGUUAUCGUGAGCUCACAACGCUGGCCCCAAAAGUAGACGCUGAUAGUCCCCUGCUCUUGAUUAAUGGCCCGCUUGUCAUGAUUUUGCUAAAAAUAAAUUUCGUCAAAGUUGUCGUAGGCCCUAUUCUAUUUGGGGACCGGUAAUUUCACUUAUCUGCUUAUCGUUGUUCACAGCGCUAAAAUUAUACUCCCAUCCGUAUUCCCCAUCUUCGUUGGACCACCAUGAAAACAUACAUAAUCCCUUAUUUUCCCGCACCCGCUUAUCAUAAUUUUGCUAAGGAUUUCCAUCACAGUCAGUGAAAGUUCUUCGUCUUUUGUUCUCUGUUCACAUCAUGCGCGUGGUGAAUGAGGAUGGGCGGCCGGUGUACGCAGCACCAGCAAACGGAGAGAUGGCCAUUUGAAAGAAUUGGCUCCUGCUUAUGCCGCCGCCUGUAAUACGAAACAGAAAAUUAAUUUCUGUUUCGUGUUACGGCUUCCCCUCAAUUAUGACCUUAUCUUACUUCGUCACCCCUUUUACAAGUCCCUCCUCUGCUACAGCAUUCACAAAUAUUCAGUCCUCUCUUCGUCAAGUUUUGAGUUUACAGGAUCGUGGAGUGUAGAUAUCCGCGCAUAGCGAACUGUAGCCAUUUUGGCUCAAGGCAUGGCGGAAAAGAUAAAACUGAUGCUGUUGAGAGAAAUUGACGUUGGCGAGCGAGAGAGAGAAAGAUGAGCACAAUUUUGGUGGGCCCGACCGCUGUUGAGCGGAUGGCCGUUUGCAGGCGCGCCGCUUUUCCUGUUGGCAGUCACUGGUCUUGCCUAUAGCGCUCAAAGACCGCAGCGGAAUGUCGAGCAACGACUACAGCAGACACUUUAGCAGAGGGGAUGAGAAUGCUGAAGGACUGAGAAGACGGCGAGUGGGGGCCAUUGCGGCGAUGCAACUAGAAGUCUUUUCAUAACGACAGCAAGUUUUUAGUUUUUGCAUUCUUACCAUUUUUCACUCUUUCACUUUCGAGUUUAUCGAGGCGUAAACUUUGAGUAUAUUAACUUG
Amoebophrya sp. A25 is the source of this 1247-nucleotide messenger RNA. Lineage: Eukaryota; Dinophyceae; Syndiniales; Amoebophryaceae. The record is from the annotation of a GenBank genome assembly.